Didymodactylos carnosus is the source of this 396-nucleotide messenger RNA. Lineage: Eukaryota; Metazoa; Rotifera; Eurotatoria; Philodinida; Philodinidae. The record is from the annotation of a GenBank genome assembly.
AUGGAACCCGUACCCGACCACUUCGUACCCGCACCCAACCUUUGGGUCGGGUUGACGGCAUAUUCCAUUCAUUUUUUAGCUGCAGAGAAAUUUAGCACUGUUAAAGAUAUUGCAAAUGUUUUAAACAAGACGACAUCGAACAAUAGUCCAUCACAAAAUACAGCAGUUCGUGAUUUAUUGAAUGAAAUAAAACUAGCAGAUUUAACGGCGGCAGCUGAAGUUAACGUAUCAGAACAAACGAAUGCUCUCAAAAUGAUUUUUAUUGCGUCAAGUUCAAUGAAAGACAAUUUUCAAAAAUACGGACAAGUGGUUUUUUUCGAUACAACUUACAAGCUAAAGUUAGAAAAUUUCUGUUUAUAUGUUUUUCUAAUUCAAGACAUUCGUGGAACCGGUUAG